Messenger RNA from Mucor velutinosus, 1680 nucleotides. RefSeq lists its product as uncharacterized. Gene Ontology annotation, biological process: porphyrin-containing compound biosynthetic process. NCBI's taxonomy places the organism in Eukaryota, Fungi, Mucoromycota, Mucoromycetes, Mucorales, Mucoraceae. Gene Ontology annotation, molecular function: protoporphyrinogen oxidase activity, oxygen as acceptor. The record is from RefSeq and is a predicted model, not a curated record. The transcript has 3 exons. The coding region runs from base 1 to 1680 and encodes 559 amino acids.
AUGUCUUCUGUUGCUGUACUAGGUGGAGGCAUCUCUGGAUUGUCUGCUGCUUACUAUUUGGCUCGCUUAGCUCCCGCUACAACCAAGAUUGUUCUGAUUGAGGGCAAGGAUCGUGUUGGUGGUUGGAUUCAUAGUCGCCGUGUAGCUCCUGGUAAAUACAAUCGAGACAAAUUGCCUCAAUUGUCAGUCGAAAAAGACUCUGUACUGUUUGAGGCUGGUCCCAGAAGUUUGCGACCAGAGGGCCCCAAUGGAGCCAUCUUGUUGGAAAUGAUUCAACAUCUCAAUCUGAAUGAUGAUAAAUUACUCAGCGUGCCCAAGACAGACUCCUCUGUCAAGAAUCGCUACAUUUACUACGACGGCAAGAUCAACACACUUCCAUCAGGUUUUGUUUCCAUGCUGUUGAAAAAGCCUCCCGUAUUUAGGUCUGUCAUACUCGCCGGGGCUCUUGAGCCCUUGAGGAGGUCUCGCUUUAAGAACGGUGAACCCAAAGACGGUAUCGAAGAUGAAUCCAUGUACGAUUUUAUGAAGCGAAGAUUCAAUGAACACACAGCCAUCAAUUUGAUGGGAGCUGUCGCGCAUGGUGUUUAUGCAGGUGAUGUGAAGCAAUUGUCCAUUCAAUCUACGCUCCGUAUGUUGUACGAAGCUGAAAAAAACUAUGGCAGUGUCGUUGUUGGCAUGAUGAGAGGCGCUGCAAAUACCUCGACUAUGCGUGAACGUGGUAUGGCUGUCAGGUCAAGAGAUAAAGACCCUGAAUGGUUUGGGCGCAUGGAGAAAAUGAGUGUAUUGGGCUUUAAAGACGGCAUGGAGACCCUGCCUGACCGUCUUCGUUCGUGGUUAGAACAGCACCCUAACGUGGAGAUCAUUCGAAAUGAUCCGGUCGAAUCCAUUGAACCCUUGGGAAAUGGAAAAGAGAGCAAGAUCAAAACAAAAUCUCAUGAAUUCUUUGCUGACCAUAUCAUCUCAACGAUUCCUUCAUUUACCCUUGAAAGACUGAUCACACCAAAUACACUGCCCAAUUUGGGUUAUAAUCCUGCGUCUGAUGUAGCCGUUGUCAACUUUGCCUAUGCUCCAGAAGUCAGAUUAGGUUAUAAUGGGUUCGGUUUCCUGACUCCUCAUCGUGAUACAAAAUACAGAAUUCCGGUGCCGGGUACUCUCGGUGUCAUUUUUGACUCAAAUGCUAUGCCUGGUCAAGAGACAGAGCAACCAGAUGUAGUCAAGGUCACUGCAAUGAUUGGUGGCGCAGACUGGAAGGAUGCUUUUGGAAAAGCAACCGUUGACGAACUGGAUCCUGAGUUAGCUUACAGAUACGCACGAAAGGGCAUGAGCGUCUUUUUAAAUUUGCAUGACAAGCCAACUCAUUCGAUGGUCAAUCUCCAAAAGCAGUGUAUUCCUCAAUACAUGGUGGGUCAUGAAGGUCGCAUGCGAGAGCUACAUCAUGCCCUGAAACAAAACUAUGGACACUUGAUGAGUUUGGCUGGUGCUAGUUAUAUGGGCGUCAGUGUUCCUGAUUGUAUCAAGAAUAGUCGCAUGUUGGUAGAGGAAUUGCUGGUUUCUGGUGCGCUUGGUUCUCGUGAAAAGGUGGUUACAGGCUUAGGAAAGACAGUGGAAUCAAAUUCAAAGGAGUUUCAAGAUGGUGCUAGAAUAAGCAAAGGCACUGUGGACGUUAUCAUGAAGUCUUAA